This is a messenger RNA of Boleophthalmus pectinirostris (great blue-spotted mudskipper), 7934 nucleotides long. RefSeq names its product vasorin-like. Bases 733 to 2694 code for a protein of 653 amino acids. NCBI's taxonomy places the organism in Eukaryota, Metazoa, Chordata, Actinopteri, Gobiiformes, Gobiidae. The record is from RefSeq and is a predicted model, not a curated record. Gene Ontology annotation, biological process: negative regulation of transforming growth factor beta receptor signaling pathway. The transcript has 2 exons. Gene Ontology annotation, cellular component: extracellular matrix; plasma membrane. Gene Ontology annotation, molecular function: transforming growth factor beta binding.
UUAAUAAAUGCCUUUUAAGUACGUACUACUGCUUAUUAACACCUAGGCACUUCGUUUCCUCAGCAGGUUACACUCUUAAACGUACACUGUAACUUUCUAGUCGGUGGUCAGUCGCCUGCUGUUUCCAUAGAGAUGUUAUUGCUCAGCCUAGAGAGUGUUCAUUGGUCUGGCUAACGUAGCCUAACAGAGUCAAAUCGACGUCCAAGAGUUUAAUACCAUAUACUGGGGAACAUUCCACGCAAAGCAUAAAAUAAUGAAUCAGACAUGGCCUGCCUGCAGUCUGUGCCCUCGCCAGAACAUUUGAGCUGCGGUCACGCUGUUGGAGUGUUGAGCUGGAGGUGCGCUCAGACCGGUGCGUGGCUCUGAAUCGGCUCCCUCUUGGGGAACAUUCCUGUGGCCCGCUGCGGAGAGUGGAGCGCUGAUGUUUGUUCAGGUGCAAAAGGCACGGGGACGCGCACAGCUCUGGAGCGCGCACUGCUGUUGCGGUACCGCCCGCUCCCGCAUUCUCUACGCUGCCGAGGGCUUCUGUGGCUUCUGUGGACGGCUCCACGCGUUUACAACGCUACGUCCCGCACCGUGGCCUCGCGCUGACCAAGUUGAGCCUCGUGAGAAGCACACUUUGAGUUAGAGCUCGAGCGCGCUGACUGGAUACUCCACUUUCUGAAGGACUUGCGCAAAAGCUGCCUGAUGCGAGCUUUGGACGAACCCUCUCCAUGAAGGAGCUGUCACAACAUGCUGCCCUCUGCGCUGCUCCUCCUGCUCCUCUGUGUCCGGGCCCUGUCCUCAGAUUGUCCAGAAAACUGCUCCUGUCCCUCACCUGACUCUGUCUUCUGCUUCACGCGCCGCUCCAGCACUGUGCCCCCAGUGCCCUCCAGCACGGAGCAGCUCUACAUCUUCAACAACGGCAUCUCUACUCUGAGUGCGGAGGACUUUCAGCAUCUGGGCCAGCUCCAAAUGUUGGACCUGAGUCAGAACCAGCUAAGCGAGGUUCCUGAUGGAGUCUUUGAGAUGCUCCUAAAGCUGAAGAACCUGGAUCUGUCCUCCAACCAGAUCAGUCACAUUUCCAAAGACAGUUUCUCAGGGCUAGUUCAGCUCGAGCGCCUUUAUCUCUAUGGAAAUCAGAUUCAGAUCAUUCAGAUUGGAGCAUUUGAUAGUUUGCAUAACCUACUAGAACUUAAACUCCAUGAAAACCUGCUCACUUCUCUACCAACUCUUUCCUUUCCUCGACUCCUGCUUCUGGACCUCAGUCACAACAACAUUCCUACUCUGGGACCAUCUGACCUGCAGAUUCCUCACCUUGAGGCCCUCAAGGUCUCCUCUUUGGGCCUAACCUCUUUAGACACAAACCUGAUUGCUUCUUUGGAAAACUUGCAUUACUUGGACAUCUCUAUGAACCAGUUGGUUGAGGUUCCUCUGGCAUUAAGGCAGGAUAACCUCCGGGGGCUCAUUAGGCUGAACCUGGCUGGCAAUCCUCUCAGAGAGCUGAAGGCUGAGGACUUCCAAAAACUCAAUGGUCUCCAGGAGCUGGACCUGAGUGGACUGAACCUUCAGAGUAUCCCCCAGGGGUUCCUGGACAACUUCCCCCGGCUGGUGCACCUCAAAGCAGCAGAGAACCCCUUCAACUGCUUAUGUCCUCUGGCCUGGUUCUCUGUGUGGCUCAGAGAGAAGACAUUAACCCUUGGGAGGCCAGAGGAGACCAGAUGCCACUUUCCUCUGGUUAAUGCUGGGAAAAUGCUUUCCGAACUAGAAUACAAGGACUUUGGCUGUCUGCACACCAGUACAGUGGGAGCCAGUACAUUUUCUCAAAGCACUUUGGUUGGUCAUAUGACUACAUAUCCAGACACAGCACACAAAAAUGCCACUUCCAGCCCCUUGCUGCGAGUGAGUAACCCCUCAUCCAUAGCCCCCUCUCAGUCCCCUCAAACCAGUGACCAGACCCAGUGUCCUGGGCUCUGUCAGAAUGGGGGGCAGUGUCAGGUGGACCCACUGGGGCAGAGGGGCUGCCGGUGUCUGCCUGGGACUGCUGGCCUGUACUGUGAGACCAAAGAGGACCCUCUAAAGCCUUGGUCCACAGAUGUGCCUGUGGUGGUCCCCAUCAGCUCACGCCAUGUUACUGCUACCUCCAUUCUGCUGGACCUGCACCGCUUCAUCCAGACUCAGCCACAUAUCCGUGGCAUCAGGCUUACCUACCGCAACUUGUCCGGCCCUGACCACCGGCCCAUUAUCCUGCGAGUGCCUGCCUCCUACCCUGAGUACACACUGAGAGGCCUGCGUCCAAACUGCACCUACUCUGUUUGUGCCAGUCCAUUAGUGGAGAAGAUCCAGCGCUGGAACUCCUCGGGGGAGAUGGUGUCGUGCACAGAGGCACGCACGGCCGGGGCCCCUCUCAGCCCUCAGGAGCCACGCUUCACCACACCGGGCCCACAGUCUGGCAACCUGGAGCCUGCACUGGCUGCUCUGGCCCUGCUGCUCGGGCUGGCGGUGCUCACCGGGACAUUGGUGUGUGUGAGGAGGAGAAGGACCAAGCCUGGCCUGGAGGUGGAGGGGAGAUCAUGUGAAGUUACUUGCCCAGACCCUCACACUCCAGAGCAGGUUUCAGUUCCACACACACAGCCUGACAGUGACCCUGCACUGGGCUCAGCGCACAAGCAGGCAGGGGCUGCCUCUGAAGGGAGAACUGUAUCUCUGAAAUGAUCAUGUGUCUUUAAAGCCCUUACACUGCUGAUGAUCAGUAGACAAAUAGAUUGGAUAUUGGGUCAAGUAGCUGAUAAAGUCAGAAACUAAUUCUUAGCUUGGACUAAAGCCUCAGCUGAAGAAAAUGCACAACUAAGACAGGUACUUGGUGAGAUGAUAAACAUGAUCCUAUAUCAUCUUAGCACUGACUAUUUUUAAAUACAAAAUAACACAUUAUGGCCAUAUCUUGCCACCAGUCUUAGCCUAAGCGCAAGUGGGCGUGUCCAGGUGGGGCUGUACAUCGCUGUUGCAGUCCACUCCCACAGACUCACCUGAGGUACGAGUGUCCAGUGCUGCUACUGCUGACCGCUCACAUUCUCGUCUCUUGGGUCCAUUGCAUUUGGUCCCACACAGGUGAAUGUCUCGCGGAUUAUGGAAUACGUUUAUUGUCAUAUAAAUGUUUCUGAUGUUACCGCUUCGCGCACAGCUGUCACAGCCCAGAGCUGUCAGUGCAUGUGCGCGCAGAGUCUGGCCGCAAGAAUAUGAGGAAAUCAACAUCACAGCAUUAGGACACAGACAGAGUAAGAAAACAGACUUUAGGACAUCACUGUAAACGGCCUCAUGUGAAUGAGCAGCUUUUGUACAAAUCCCUAUCAAACCAAACUCUAGAGCAGAGCUGAGCCGAUACAGGGAGCGGGCGAGGGGCUGUGCUCUGCUGCGGGAGGGUAUCCGAACGACUCCCGCACACGAACAUGUUAUGAAUGUUAAGCUUUUAUCAUCCUAAUAUAUUUCUAAAUAAAAGAAGCCUUGAGCAUGUUACAUGUUGUUUUUCAGUGAACUCAUUUGAUAUUUAUUUUUAUGAUUCUGGCAAUUCACUAAACGCGCCACACCUGCCCUCAAUCUGCUCCGCUCCACCUGACGAGGCACGGCACACCUCUGGUGUAAAACUCCACGCCCCACACUUGCGCUAAGCGCUAAGACUGGGGGCAAGAUAUGGCCCUAAAUGUUUUUAAGUCUGUAUGAAAGUCCUGAUAGUCAUGAGGUCUCUAUGACGUCUCUAUGAGGCCUCACCAGUAAAAAGAAAGAAUACUUUGCUUACUUACUUUACUUAAGUACAGAUUUAGUAUUGGCUUUCAAAUGCACUUAAAAAGUAUUUUGCACAGAUAUGGCAACUAACCCAGGUGUGAACCACAACCCAACCAGGUUAUUAAUGUUUCAAACUCACAAAUUUACUCCAUUGAUACCUUGCAGUGACAUCACGCCAAGGGUGUACAUACGAUAUACAUAAGACAAUGGUGGAAUAUUCAUCAGUUACCAUGGUGACAAUGCACACAAACCAGGCCAAAAAUAAUUUUAUAACUGAGGAAAAAAUACAAAAUUAAAAAAUUAAAACAAUACAUUUUCAGGAACCUGUGAUCAGUACAAGUGUCCAUAGUUCUGUUUAAGACUUUGAGAUUCAACAAAAAGGUGAGAGUGAAAAACUGUUGGCUAAUGCUAACUAGCUUGUGACUGUAAUUGAGAGGGACUUGUUUAACAGCACAAAUCAGCUCAUGUGUUGUAAGUCAGUUCGUAAUGGUCAGAUUGUGUUCAAAAAAGGUUCAACAUUAAAGUACCCCCACCCUACGUAAAGUCUAAUAAAGUAGUUCUUACGGUUAGUAUCACACCCUCAGGGUAUGUUGAUGACAUCAGCUGCAAAGUAUCAAUAGACACUAAUAACAAAAUGUAUUUAUCUGGGAUAUAAACGUAAACUGCAUGCAUGUUUAAGCAUACAGCUAUAUUUUAGUCUAAUUACUCUUCCAUUUCACUCAUUCUGAUCAAAAAUACAAAUCUGAUGCACUGAGGAUAGACUGGUGUUAUGGGUCUUGGCCACUUUGUGUUGAAACAGUGUUCUCUUUGGCCUUUGUUCUUUCUUUGUCUGUAUGCAUCUUCCCGUUCAUGAGCAAACAAAGACUGAGGCAGCCUAGACAAAAUACCAAUGGCAAAUAUCGACUAAACUUGAAACAUAAGAUACCUGGGAAAACCCUUCGAUAUCAUCAAUAUUGAUAUAUAUGUCCCAUUCCCAAUGCUAUUCCGAGAGCCAGAGCCCUCCACCGUGAUUAUUUACCUCCUUUUUCUUACUAUUAUUUUUCAUGAGUCACACCCUCGGAACAUUACGAGUUCAGAAUCUUUUGUUUCAACUCAAUCCCGUUCAGUCUCAGGACCCAAGAACCCUUUUGUGAUUGUGAUUGAAAACUUAAAAACACUCAACAGUGCUUUUUAAUUAUCCUACUCAUCCUGUCGAAAAGUCUGUGUGCACAUGGAGUCGUCAUCUGAACUAAACAGGCUUAAAAAACAUUAGUUCAAAUGGACAUCCUGUUUUUUUGUUUGUUUGUUUUGUUUUAUUUUGUUUCAUUUGUGAAUAAAAAACAUAAUUGGUCCAAGUCUACUGACAUCACCUCAGACAUGUAUAGUCAAAACAUAUAAAAAAUAUGGAUAUGUUUGUAGCUAGCAAUGUUUUUUAUAGCGGAUUUUAACACCCGUCCCUAUAACAUGAAGAGUCACACAACAUUAUCACCAACUGUACCUCAGACUAGAGGUCUGCACGGGACAGAAUUUUGCCCGCCCGCUCCCGCAAAGAAUUGUAAUUUUCAGUCCCGCUCCCGCCCGCAUCUGCAAUAUUUUGUCCCGCGCCCGCCCACAAGUCCCGCAGGAUGGGAACCUUUGCUUUCUUAAACUCUAUCAAACACAGAGAAGUGAAAGAAAUUGGGCUGCGUAUGAGAGGAGGUGCGGUGGGUGAUCUGGCGGCAUGGUUAAGUCCUGGCUAAAUCCUGUUUAGUCCUGGAUUUAGAGCUGUUUUUAGACCUGGUUUAGGCCUGGUUUAGUUCUGGUUUUGUUGCACAGGCAGCACGACGUACGGAAGGAGGUACGAAAGGAGGGACUGUGUGCGCGGCGUACGGGGCGUGAGAGACUGCUCACGCGGCGUACGGAAGGACGGACUGUCCGCGCGGUGUACGCGGGGGUACUGUUCGCGCGGCGUAAGGGACGCGGGGGACUGUUCGCGUGCUGUACGGGAAGGGUGACGGUCUGCUGCUUAAAAUGUAUUAAUGCCAAAUAAAAACUCCAGCACAAAUUAUGCAUGAUAUACUUACAUUAAUCUUUUUUAUAUUUUACUUUAUACUCAUAUUUAGUUUGCGGGACUGGAGUUUAUCAUCCCUCCCGCCCUGCUCCCGCAUUGUUUAGCCCCACUCCCGCCCGCAGCGAGCUUUCAAAAUAUGUCCCGCGUCGCAGAGGUUUGCGUCGGGUCCCGCGGGACCAGAGGACCGCAGGACUGCAGGGCUCUACUUUCGACCGCAUGAAAUGAAAAUACAUAGAAAUGAGUGUACAUUUCAUUAUUUAUCAAUAAAUAAUGAGCAAUUGAACUGUAAUUGAAUUAUGUCAAUGAUCAUGUCUCACAAUUCCACUGAUGUUGUUUUAAAUACAUAUGACAUUGGCCCUAUCUUACAGAUUUGAGGCAUGUAAUAUAGGAACGACUUGGCAUGGUUUAAUGAUUAUAAAAGAAUAAAAUAAAAUAUAAUAAUCUGCCAUAAACAGUCCAAAGGCAAUGACUAAAAAAACUAUUUUCUGCUAGAUUAGAUUUUGACCACACUCCCUUUUAAACCUCCCAAAACUCAAACUUUUUAAAAGAUACAAGACUUAAAUUUCACAUAGGUAAUGUUUCAUAUAUCAACAUGAAAAGUUUGAAUAAAAUCCAUGAAAAUUAUGUUGAUUUUUUUAUCCUGCAGUUUUUUGCCAGUUUCCUAUGUAAUGGCCCCAUAUACAUUUUAUGGCCAAAAGACUGAGAAUUCCAUGUUCGGUUUGGGGGUGUGGAACAUUAUAUCUGUUAUAGCAGGUGAUCCACUGGACAAACAGAGCUCAUCUUAGGGCUAUUUUGAAUCUGAUAAAUUGGGGAAGUUUUCUAUUUUCUUUUUUUUAUUAUUUUUUUUUAUUAAUAGUAAGGCAGGAAGAAAAGGUAGGAAAACAACUGCGGUGGAGGGGUUUGGCUCCCAGACUACUAUAAUGUUGUUUUGUUGAAGUUUUAUUUUGUUUCACACACACACACGCACGCACGCGCACACACACACACACACACACACACAUAUAUAAAACACACAAAUCCUUGCAUAUUUAGGCUGAGUUCUUCUCUCAAACUGAACAGACUGUUUCACCUUGUGAUGUCAUGUGGUAGCUGUGAAACUACUUGAAAACUACCAUUAUAUGACAUCACAAGUUGGAACAGAACAUUUUGACUAAUGAUGCAACGUUACUCAAAAAUGUGUGGAUGAAACAAAACACAAUUCCAAGUAUGUUUUUGAGGAGGUAAAGCAUUCUAACAUGGCUUAAAGCUCACAAGAGUCGAUUUUGCUUAGUAUAGGACCUUUAAAUGAAGAGGGAUGAGCUGUUACUGAGCCAGUAGAGGAUGCUGCCACAGGAGUUGAUUGUUUUAGAUGAAAUCUGCGCUGUGCUGUGAAAGAGAAAAGGACUGUGCAGUUUGUGUAGUAUGUUACAAACUCUUGCUGUUUGUAUGUAUUUUGAUUUUGUUUAGCUGACCUUCUGGUAUAUGUCAUUAAAGCUUAGAUUGUUGAUUUAAAAUGUGCUCCAAACAGAGAUCAACUUGACAAUAAAAAUUAUCUAUAAUAAAUGCUAAAGAUACAGUAUGUAACUUUACUGCAGAGUGGCAAAACAAUGUCAUCUCCAUGGAUACAAAAGGUGGCAUAGCCCCCCCUAGAAAAGUUACACAGUGCAAAUUUAGAUUGAGAAAUAAAGUCAUGUCAUGUCCAUCUGCCUGUAUGAUUUAAAUAGAAACUUUAUUUGUCCCUAUGGUGAAAUUUGAAUUACCUAGCAGAAGAGUCUACUGACUUAGAUUUAGACUUAGAUAAACUUUAGUUAUCCACAAGGGAAAUUAUUUGGACCCAGUAGCUCACAGAUCACAAUAAAUGGUAAAAUAAUUCUAAAUCAGUAGCAAAAAAUUAUAGCAAGAGACAGGUGUCAUAAUUAAAGACAUAAUUAUAUAAAUGUAAAUGUGCAAGUAAAAAUAAAAUAGAAAGAUAAGUAAUAAAAUAUAAAAAAUAUAUAAAAUUGUGUGUUAAAGGCUCUGGACUGAUUUUUCCCCCAUGUAUUUUAGCAAAAAAAUGUCUUUCUCCAAUAUUGUAUAAGCUGCUUUGACCUCUCAAAGAUAAACUUAUGACAUCUUUCUGGUGAAUAAUUAGGAGGUGUGGAAUACAUAAGGUAAGUGAGGAAUAACU